Messenger RNA from Penicillium brasilianum, 2202 nucleotides. The record is from the annotation of a GenBank genome assembly. Lineage: Eukaryota; Fungi; Ascomycota; Eurotiomycetes; Eurotiales; Aspergillaceae.
CUUUUCGACAAGCAAUGAUAUCACUAGCUUUUGUCCCGCUCCUGUGGUCCAUCUGAUCUGUGAUUGAUACGCACACAGACAGUCCGUUACAUUAGGAUUGACAAGCUGUUACCAGGAUGGUAUCGUCGACAGAACAAGAAAGCGGCCACUCGCUACAAGCGCACAUGGAGCUCUUAGAAUGGAUCAUUAGCCAAGGCGGCUCCUUAAACGAGUGUGUACGCGUCGCGCAAGAUGCCUCGCGCGGGGUCCAUAUCCAAGUCAAGGAGGAUUGGCCUCAACCCAUCAGCAAGGAAACCAAAGUGCUCAGCACACCUAUAGGCGCAACAAUGUCGUUCUUCAAUGCCAUUGGAUUCCAAACACCAGAAGCAACUUUCUCCAAACAUGGUGUCGAGCUGCCUCAAGCUUUCAUCGAUGCCGUGGCCGUUGAGGAAACGUGCACUUUCUUCCUGAUGGGCCAAUUCCUGCGUGGUUCUCAGGGCUUCUGGUAUCCGUAUUUGCGGACUUUGCCUCAGCCUGGGGAGUUGAACACGCCGCUUUUCUUCGGGGAGGAGGACGUGGAUUGGAUUCAGGGGACUGGUAUUCCCGAGGCGGCGGUGCAGAGAUAUCAGGUUUGGGAUGAGAGGUAUGAGCAGUGCAUAGCGAAAUUGGAGGAGGUUGGAUUUGAGGGGAUUGAAGAGUAUACUUGGGAUUUGUAUUUGUGGGCUUCGACUAUUAUCUCCUCGAGAGCAUUUUCGCCAAAGGUUCUCUCCAGUGUCGUUGAGGCCUCUAGGCUUGCAGAGGAGAGUGGUGUAUCUGUGCUUCUGCCGCUAAUUGAUCUUCCCAAUCACCGUCCACUGGCCAAGGUCGAAUGGCGGGCAGGAUCUUCCGAUAUUGGGAUGGUCAUUUUGGAGGAGGUUGGCCCGGGCCAUGAAAUUUCAAACAAUUAUGGACCUCGAAACAACGAGCAACUCCUGAUGAAUUACGGCUUCUGUCUCCCGAAUAACCCAACAGACUACCGCAUCAUCAAGCUGGGUGUGAAGCCAGACAGCCAUCUCAGUAAUGCCAAGAACCGCCAAAUUGAGAUGUUCCCCGAGGUAGCCAACAAUACGGAAGAUCAUUACUAUAUUUUCAACGUCUUUUACCCACUUCUCGGGCCUGAUACUGCUAUGGAGCACUCUAUCUUCUCACCUGCCCUCUUCAACUCCUUGACAAUCAUGCAUGCCAACGAGCGCGAGCGCAAACAAAUCGAAAUCAGCGAAUCGGCUAUCUCAGUCCCGACUACUUACGGAAAUAGCCACAGCACACUGGCAGCACUAUCUCAAAUCAGCUUCGAGCUGAUCUCACAUAUCACAAUGCUGGAAGCCACCGGCCAGGACCGUCAGCUACAGCCCACGAAUUUGAAACAGGCAUUUGCCCAGAUCUACCGCAACGGCCUGCUCACACUCGACAAGGCCGCACUGGUCAUUGCUACAUGGACUCUUGCCCGUGCACGGGAGCAUACUCGCGAUGAAAGCUGGGAGGAUAUUAAGACUCUACUGAACGAGCACAUGUCACAGAUCCCAGAAGGCCACUUUUCAGCCGAGACAUUGUCGAGGAUUCGGGUGCGGAUCCUGGAGCGAGAGUCACUACUCAAAAAGAAUGGAGAAUUAUUCCGUUUGGGAGAGUUGUUUGGUCUAUUGCCUGCUGAAAUGCAGGCGGCGAGUCGGGCCUGCUUCAAUCAUGUACUUGCACAAGCUGGCCAGCAGGUCCCUUCGUUGCAGACGGACCCGCAGGCCCUUUUCUCUCUGGUACUUUGCUUGUUUGUAGCGACUGGGCGAUCGUCUCAAGCACGACCACAAUUGUCCUCGCGCCUGACUCGAUGGGUGGAUUUCCUGGUUGAGCAGUAUCCAUUGUCUGCUGUCCCAUCGGUCACUAGUGAGACUAUACAAUUGAUCCGAUUUGUCCAGAGCGAGCAAGCCCAGGCGUGGGCAGCUCAAGAUGGAGUAUACUGGCUGUCUGAUGACUGUGGAUGGCUGGAUUCUAACUGGCUAGCUUGGGCGUUUACUGUGGCAGAGGCGGAGAUGGUGUUGAUUCCUCAUGAGCCGUUGCAGGUGUUGGCGACGGAGAACCCGGGCUUACCAAAGCUGGGAUGCUUAUAUGUGCCGCAAGAGUAGAAGUAGAUUAGCGGAAUUCAAGAGCAGAGAAAGAAUAAAAAGUUUCAAAAGAAAACAAGAAUAUCCAAAC